AUGAGCGCAACAAACGGCCAGGCCGGCAGCCGCCGCACCCUACCCUGCGGCAUUUACGCCCCAACAAUGACCUUCUUCGACCCUGAGACGGAGGAGCUCGACAUCCCUACCAUCAAGAAGCACGCUGAGCGCCUGGCCCGCGCAGGACUCGCCGGCCUCGUCACCAUGGGCUCCAACGGCGAGGCGGUGCACUGCACGCGUGAGGAAAAGGUCGCCGUCACCAGAGCUACCCGCGAGGCUCUCGACGCCGCCGGCUUCCCCGCCGUGCCCAUCAUCGUCGGCGCCACCGAGGGCUCCGUCAAGGGCACCAUCGAGCUGUGCCGCGCCUGCGCCGACGUAGGCGCCGACGCCGUGCUCCUCCUCCCUCCCAGCUACUACCGCGGCUUCAUGGACGACGACGCCAUCUCGGGCUACUUCCACGCCGUGGCUGACUCUAGCCCCGUUCCCAUCGUCCUGUACAACUACCCUGGGGCCGUGGCAGGCGUGGACAUGGACUCGGACCUCAUCAUCAAGCUGGCCGAGCAUCCCAAUAUCAUCGGCACAAAGUUCACCUGCGGCAACACCGGAAAGCUGACCCGCGUCGCCACCGCUACCAAGGCCAAGACGCCCUUCUCCGAGGGCUCCGGCUACAUGGCGUUUGGCGGCAUCUGUGACUUUACCGUGCAGACGCUGGCCAGCGGCGGCAGCGGCAUCAUCGCCGGCGGCGCCAACGUCAUGCCCAAGGUCUGCGUCAAGGUCUGGAACCUCUGGGCCGAGGGCAAGCGGGACGAAGCCAUCGAGCUGCAAAAGGUCCUGAGCAAGGGUGACUGGGUCCUGACAAAGGCCGCCAUCGCCGGCACGAAGCAGGCCAUCCAGAGCUAUUACGGCUACGGCGGCUACCCCAGGCGGCCGCUCAAGAGGCUGGACGCCGCCAAGGUCUCGGCCAUUGAGGAGGGCGUAAGGGAGAUUAUGGAAAUUGAGAAGACGUUGUAG
This is a messenger RNA of Pyricularia pennisetigena, 972 nucleotides long. RefSeq lists its product as uncharacterized. Lineage: Eukaryota; Fungi; Ascomycota; Sordariomycetes; Magnaporthales; Pyriculariaceae. The record is from RefSeq and is a predicted model, not a curated record. The transcript has a single exon. Gene Ontology annotation, molecular function: 4-hydroxy-tetrahydrodipicolinate synthase activity. The coding region runs from base 1 to 972 and encodes 323 amino acids.